CCAUUUCCCAUCAGGUCCUGCGUGGAGGAGGGCUUCCUCGUCUCGAAGGCGGGAAAGGAUGGCCUCAGCCAGCACCGAGGGCCCGCUGGGGAUGCAGGAUUUUGUCCGGAGCCUCUUCCAAGGCAGGCCAGACCUCAGUGCCCUCACUCUCACUAUCAUCCGUAAGAAGUUCCUUCUUCACACUGGAAAAAAAACUCUGACGAAGGAGGAGAAGGAGCAACUCAAAGAUCUGGUGGAAGCGGAACUGAUGAAGGUUGACGAUGCCUCAGAUGGUCAGGAAGUUCCUGUUUUGGGCAAAUCGAGAGGCCGCAAACGAUCCCGUCACCCCUCUGGUAGCUCUGGUGAUGAGGUGGAAAGCAGACAAGAGCAGAAGAGACAACGGACGGAAAAGAACAUAGAAACCAGUUCUGAUGAAGAAGAUUCUGGGAUUGACUCUAAGAAGCUUCCACUUCGCGUUGGCUCAAAACGUGCUGGGAAGUCCUCAGGUUCUUCUGAGCAAGAAGACAGUGGAGCAGAAGGCCAUACAGAUGGAUCAGAGAGCGAUGGGUUCGUCUCAAAGAGCAUAAGAAAGAAACCACCCCAAAGAGCAAGAAACGAGAAACAAAAAGGUGGUAAGAAAUCUAAGGGGCCUGGUGGCAAGAGACCGAGAGACAAAUCUGGGAGUGAGUCUGAGGAAACCACUGAAGAGCAACAGAGUGAUUCGGAAGAAGAGGCCAAAGAAGAAGCAAAUUCAGAGUCAGAAAGCGACUCUGAGCAGGAGAUCCAGAAAAAGCAAACGUUUAACAAAGAACAGAAACAGACUGCUGCCAAAGGUGAGAACAGGAAGGUUGGUGGGCAAAGGAGGAAAAAUAAGAAUGAGUCAGAAGAGGAAAGUGAGUCGAUUAAGGUGGGGAGGGCUCAUGGGGAGAAAAGAAGUGACUGGAGUGAGAGUGAAGAGGAAAAGAAAGGAGGUCACUGCAAAAAGGGGGAAGGCAAGGCAAAAGGGAGAACUCGGAAGUCUCAGGAGGAGACCGAGAGUGAGGAUGAUUCGGAAAGUGAGUCAGAGAAGAGACCCAAGGGCCGGAAGAAUACGGCAAUUAGUAAACAGAAGAAAAAAGGCAUGAGCAUAGAAAAACUGGACAGUGAUUCAGACAACAGUGAGGGCAAAAGUCAAAUGAAGGUGACAAAACAGAAAGGGAAAACUAGAAAGGCAAGUGAAGAAAAAUGGAGCUCUAAAUCCGAGAGUGAUUCGGAAGAUGAGAACCAGCCUAAGAGAGGAGGAUUGAAAAGGACACAGAAGAAGAAUGUGGGCAGAAAGAGGCUGGUGGAAGGACAGGAGAGGAAGAAACAAGGCAUGCCCAAGGGGAGCGCAAGCAGUGAAGAUUCAGAAACUGAUUCAGACAAGCGGAAGGGCUUGAAACAAAAUAAGAAGGGAAUGCAGAAAUCCAGUGAUAGUGAAAGUGAAUUGCAGAGUGAGACAGAAGAGAAAGAAAAGGAGAAAAGCCAGGGGCGGAAGACAGCUCUAAGCAGCGACGAAUACGAGAGUGGGCCAGUAGAGUGUGAAACUACGAUUCAGAAAAAGAAAAAGGAACAGAAAAAGAAGAGCGACAGUAUGUCUGAGAGUGAAUCUGACCAGGAGGAAAAGAAAGGAGCAGAAAAGUCCAAAAGGGACAGCGACACGGAAUCAGAGGUUGAUUCUGAGGACUCUGGGAGGUUGAAAAGGAAACAAAGUCAAGGCCAGCAAAAGAAAGCAAAGGAGAAGCCCAAAAGAAGACCGAAGGAAGGAUCCGAGAAUGAAUCUGCGGAGGAGGAAGAAUCAUCCAGCUCAGAUGAAAAAGAUAACCGCACUUCUUCUAAACAGCACCAUCAAGGAAAGGACAAAGACAGUCAUUCUGGGAAAGGUGAGGAGCACCCCUCCAUCCGACGCCUGAAGCGCUACAUCCGGGAAUGUGGAGCGAGGCGGAAUUACAAGAAAUUGUUUGAGGGUUGCCGAUCCCGCAAAGCCCAGGAGGAGAUCCUCAAACGGGAGUUAGAAAACCUUGGCAUGAAAGGGGCACCAUCUCUAGCAAAGUGCAAGGAUCUGAAGAAGAAGCGUGAAGAAGCGGCUGAGGUGGCUUCACUUGACCUGAGCAACAUUAUCACCACAGAAGGCCGUCCAAGGCGUCGCAACGUCUGGAGUCUCUACAGCAAGCCUCAGGAUCCUCCCAGUUCCCCAGAGGAAGGCCCUAUCCGCCGUCCCACUACAGACUGGUCCUCCCUUCGUGGGGUCAUCAGCUCAGAUGAGGAAAGCGAUUGACUUGGGGCAGGAAGGGGGCCUUGAUGGGUUGACUGUUGACCAGGUUGUGAAGAGAAGUAUGCAUUUGGCCGACCCGACAGCCAGGAGAGAUGGACUACUUUGUUUUACACUCCAAACAUAAGUUACAAAGCCUUGCAUAAGCUGUCAACUUUUUGCUGCUGUUGCCAUUUUUUGUUAUCAACAAAAUGGGGCGUGAUGGCCUCCGUUAGAGGCAAGUACUCAUCUCCUGAAAUUAUAUCUGCUCUGAAAGGAAGAGUUGCAGAAGGAUGGAGAUAUUCAGUUCCUUGAGAAAUACCGGAGCUGUUUGGAUACUGUUAUUGAUGGUGGUCUUAUCAUUUUCCCCAUCUGAGAAGUGAAGUAUGUAUUGGAAGAGAGUGCAAUUUGUUUACUUUUAUUCCACGUCAGCCCAGGGAACAUGAGUGUAUUUUUAUGUCUCGCAAGCAUAGGUUUGCCUUCGCUCUUGGUGCAGCCCGAAGGAGAAUGAUUUGUUAUCAGGGAACAUGUUUCCCUGUUGUAAAUGUUGUGUGUUGGAAGUUUCAUAUGGCUGGAAAAGAUUUGAAAUGUUUUUUUUAAUCCCUUAAAUAAAAUAUCUUU
Anolis sagrei ordinatus is the source of this 2869-nucleotide messenger RNA. It is a transcript of the gene HIRIP3, whose product is annotated as HIRA interacting protein 3. NCBI's taxonomy places the organism in Eukaryota, Metazoa, Chordata, Lepidosauria, Squamata, Anolidae. Gene Ontology annotation, cellular component: nucleus. The record is from RefSeq and is a predicted model, not a curated record.